Molecule: messenger RNA, 2983 nt
Organism: Episyrphus balteatus (marmalade hoverfly)
Lineage: Eukaryota; Metazoa; Arthropoda; Insecta; Diptera; Syrphidae
Gene: twisted
Product: protein O-mannosyl-transferase 2
Exons: 13
Coding region: 97-2499 (800 amino acids)
Biological process (GO): protein O-linked glycosylation via mannose
Cellular component (GO): endoplasmic reticulum; membrane
Molecular function (GO): dolichyl-phosphate-mannose-protein mannosyltransferase activity
Source: RefSeq, a predicted model, not a curated record
CGAAGUGAAUAUUCUUCUGUUUAUUAAAUUUGUUAAUUUUAUAAGAUUUAUUUAUUUUAUUGUUAAAUAUUAUAUUCUCUAUAUUCUCUAAGCAAAAUGUGCAAUAAAAGUGAUAGAAAGAGUGAAAACUCAUCAAAACAUCGAAAUUAUGAAAAAUCUUUAAUUAAAAGCGAGAAAGAUAUCGAAAAAUUAAAUUGGUGGGUGAUUUUUGGUGCUGUAAUAGUUUUGACUGCUGCAACGAGAUAUUAUAAGGUCACCGAACCUGAUCAUGUAUGCUGGGACGAAACCCAUUUCGGAAAAAUGGGCAGUUGGUACAUCAACCGGACGUUUUUCUUUGACGUCCAUCCACCCCUUGGCAAGAUGUUAAUUGGCCUAUCUGGCUACCUGACCGGAUACAAUGGCACCUACCCUUUCGAUAAACCUGGCGAUAAGUACAAUAGCACUCGUUACGAAGGAAUGCGUUACUUCUGCACCACUUUGGGAGCCCUUAUCGUUCCGAUGGCCUUCGACACCGUACACGACCUUACCGGAUCCAAUGAGGCAGCCCUUGUGGCGACAGCCUAUUUAAUUUUCGACGUGGGACUCAUCACCCUCAACCAGUACAUCCUGCUGGAUCCGAUAUUAUUGUGCUUCAUGGUUGCCUCUGUGUGGGGCAUGGUUAAGAUCUCUAAGGUGACAAGAAGUGGCGAGUCAUACACAUUGAGGUGGUGGUGUUGGUUGUAUUUUACGGGCACGAUGUUAGCUUGUACAAUAAGUGUGAAAUUUGUUGGCCUUUUCAUUGUUUUGUUGGUUGGCUUUCAUACGGUUAGUGAGCUUUGGGUUAUACUUGGUGACUUGGACAAACCUCUCGUGGAAACUAUAAAGCAAACAUUUUGUCGUGCUCUUGCAUUAAUUUUAUGGCCAAUUUUCUUAUACAUGGUGUUCUUCUUCAUCCACUUGUCGGUGUUGAAUCGCAGCGGCAAUGGUGACGGCUUUUAUAGCUCAGCAUUCCAGUCCCGGCUCAUUGGCAAUUCAUUGUACAAUGUUAGUAUGCCGCGCGAGGUGGCAUAUGGCGCUGUCGUUACCAUUAAAAACCAUAAAACUGGAGGAGGAUAUUUACAUUCGCAUUACCAUUUAUAUCCGAAGAAUGUUGGAGCUCGACAGCAGCAGAUAACCACAUACACUCACAAGGACGAAAACAACAAAUGGCUUAUAAAGCCAUACAAUGAGGAAACUAUUCCUGAACUAAAAAUGCUUAAAAAUGGUGAUUUAGUAAGACUGGAACAUGUACCAACUAAGAGAAAUCUGCAUUCACAUGCAGUGCCAGCACCAUUGACCAAAAAACAUCAUCAAGUUACUGGAUAUGGUGAGGAUGGCGUUGGCGAUGCAAACGAUGUGUGGAGAGUUGUCAUCAUUGGUGGACGUGAUGAAGACAUUGUCCAAACUGUCUCAACGAAAAUCCUUCUUGUCCAUUACAUGCAAAAUUGUGCGCUAACAUCGUCAGGACUACAAUUGCCAAAAUGGGGUUUCGAACAGCAAGAGGUUUCAUGCAAUCCAAAUUUGCGAGAUAGAAAUGCAUAUUGGAAUGUAGAAGAUAAUGUUCACAAAAAGUUGCCCAGCGUGAGUUUUCAUGUGUAUGCUCCAGGAUUCUGGUCGAGAUUCAUUGAAUCACAUGCUGUGAUGUUCCAGGGCAAUGCCGGACUUAAGCCAAAGGAGGGUGAAGUCACAAGCAGACCAUGGCAAUGGCCUAUUAAUUACCGGGGGCAAUUCUUUUCAGGCACUGCUUAUCGUAUAUACUUAUUAGGAAAUCCAAUAAUCUGGUGGAGCAAUCUCAUUUUCCUGGCACUGUUCUUAAUCGUUUUCUUUAUUACUGCCGUUAAAGAACGCCGAAGAGAAGGACAACGCCAACAACAGCACCAGCAGCAGCAGUACCACCCACUGCGGCAACAGCAACAACAAAAUAAACUACUACAAGGACAUUCCAACACGUCCUACUUAAGAAAUCCUGAAAAUGGCACUGCUACCGGAUCUAGCACCACCUCCAGUACUCCAACCAACACCAUCAUUUCUGCCACCACUGAGGAUCUGAAUGAAGAAAGCAGGAGUGUUACUCCUGUUGGACGAGCUUCAGCUUCAACUCCUGCCCGUGCUAAUAACAACAAUGGAAAUGUCGGCGAAGAGAAUGAACUUCGACUGCAAUCACUCACCGGCGCUACAUGGCUCUUCAUCGGAUGGGUGCUACAUUACUUGCCAUUUUGGGCAAUGGGACGCGUCCUUUAUUUCCAUCACUAUUUUCCAGCUCUAAUUUUCAACUCAAUGCUUACAGGAAUCAUGUUCAACUACAUAACUGCCCGUUUGUCAAGAUGGACACAGCACGUAAUAAUGGGAACCUUGAUGUCGAUUUUGGUCUACAGUUUCAUGUUAUUCUCGCCACUUGCAUAUGGAGCAACGGGCCCAAUGGCUAAUGAGGCCAAUUCAACGAUGUACCGCCUUAAAUGGUUGUCAUCGUGGGAAUUUUAAUUAGAUACUGGGGAUCCGAAAGAGAGAAAGUCAAUCCUUGUCGUCAUCGUUGCAUUGUUCCUUCAUAUAUAGACCUUCAAUACACUGUGAUUCUGUGAUGAAAUCCCUUCAUCGUCGUAAUGGUAGUUAGUGUGUAGACAACUGAUGGAUCAGAGAAAACAGCCGCAGACUCGCCUUGCCAAAAACCAUUAUGUUCGACAUUUUGCAACACACAGAAUUUCGAACAACGAUAUGAAUCAUUACCAUCACAACGAGCAUGGAUGGAUUUACGGCUGAUGGGCAUCGUGUAUUACAUUCAAGAGUUGGUUGGAGGAAUUAAAUUCUUGCAUAGGUCCAUUUUCGUGAAUUGACAUUAUUGUUUCGUGAGUUAAAAUUUGGAGGGAUGCAACGCUGAAGACUGGAAGGACUUUGAGUUUAACCUUUAAUGAGAUUUUAUGGCAAUUUUAAGAAAUAGUUUCUUUUUAAGUGUUUUUGACUGAAUUAU